AUGGAGUACGAACAGGUCACGCCAAAGAGCUAUCCAGUCAAUCUUAUUAAGAAAGACUGGACUAAGCGAAAACUAUUUUAUAGAAGUCCGACAAAAUCCGUUCCGGAUAUGAUCCACGAUUUGGAAAUCUUCGAAGAUGAUGUUUGGAUUGUGACCAAUCCCAAAUGUGGCACCACUUGGAUGCAGGAACUUGUUUGGCUGCUGAUGAAUGAUUGCGAUUUCGAGGCGGCGUUGGCCAAGGACUUAGAGUUACGCUCACCUUUCCUAGAAUUUGAUUUUGCAGCACACGGUGACGAGAAAAGGGCCUUACAACGAGUGCUAGAGCUUCCAUCUCCUCGUAUUAUAAAAUCCCAUUUGCCGCUGGCUUUGCUGCCUGCUCAGUUGUGGCAGAAGAAAGCCAAAGUGGUUUAUGUCUUUCGGAAUCCUAAGGAUGCCUGGGUAUCUGCUUAUUAUCACGGUGUUACUGUUGGCUUCCAGUAUGGCAAAACCUUGCACCAGUUUAUCGAUGAAUGUCUAGAGAAGCAAGCUCCAAAAAAAGAUCCUGUCCUUCAUGCCAUCGAGUUUUAUCAGCUACGCAACGAGCCCUGGAUAUAUUAUACUAGCUUUGAGCAAAUGAAACGCAAUCUACGGGGAGUUAUUGACGACCUUUGCAAGUUUCUGAAUAAGUCAAUAACGGACCAGCAAAUGGAACGACUUUUGAAACACCUCUCCUUUGAAGAAAUGAAAAAAAAUCCCACAACGAAUCAUUUGUGGGAGCUAACUCAAUGGCCCCAUGCGGACAGCGGCAAAGAAGUCUACAAUUUCAUACGCAGUGGCAAAGUAAAUGGAUAUAAGGAAGAGCUAACACCCGAAGAGAUUGAAAGAGCGGAUCUUUUCUUAUCGCAAAGACUGCAGGAGAAUCAGGUUACUCUCGAAGAACUCUUGCUUCUUGAUUAAUAUGUUGCUAAUCAUUGAGGUAACUAGUGAUGUAAAAAUAUAUCGAAGUAUCGAUAACUCGAUUUUCGCGGAAGCGAUUAUUGAGUACUUUAACGCGAUGAUUUUUUUGACGGUCUAUCGAGUUGAUUAAAUCGAUUUUCAAAAAAAAAGCAACAACUCACUGGGGAUUUUUUAUCGUAGUUAAUUUGUAGAAUUGAGUUUGAACGACUGUAAUAUUAAGUAAUCUUCAAAAUUACUAAAGUUUGAAUAAAGCAUGAAAACGAUAC
Drosophila innubila is the source of this 1202-nucleotide messenger RNA. RefSeq names its product sulfotransferase 1E1-like. NCBI's taxonomy places the organism in Eukaryota, Metazoa, Arthropoda, Insecta, Diptera, Drosophilidae. The transcript has 4 exons. Gene Ontology annotation, cellular component: cytoplasm. Gene Ontology annotation, molecular function: sulfotransferase activity. The record is from RefSeq and is a predicted model, not a curated record. Gene Ontology annotation, biological process: sulfation. The coding region runs from base 1 to 936 and encodes 311 amino acids.